GCAGUACACUCGUGGAUGGUUUCGCCAAUGCGUGGAUACUCUCAAAAGUUUCAUCGUGGAGAUGAAGAUUCACCAAGAUGUCGAGAUUGAAAGCAAACGGGUGAAGAAAGAGGAAGAGGAACGGCUUAAGAGUGAGUUAGCAGAAGAGCAACGGAAGCUGCAAGAGAAGAAAGAACGUGAGGCUUUUCAUGCAGGUCAGCCGAAAGCGUCAGCAUCAACGGCUGUUGUGGAGGGUAGGUCCUCGGACAGGGAUUUGGUGGAGCAGUUACUUCCAGAGCAGGAAGAAUUGAAGAAGCGGUUAGCUAGUGUCACCAUCAGUGAUCAACGUGUCACUACACUUGAGGAAGAGUUGCCUAUUGCGCAUAAGUCACGUGAUGAGGCACUUGUGGCGGCUGAUACUUGGAAGAAAGAAGCCCUGAGACCGGGCAACAAACGUGGGAAUGUGGUUCUUCCCACUCUGGUCUCACAGUCUUCUGUGAGGGCACAUGUUACUCCACUGCCGGUAUCGCCCUCUGGUGCGUUGCGGAAAGCAACUGAAGAUUACCGGGAGCUGAUUAUUCGGCACCAGGAGGAGGUGGAGGCCUUGAAAGGGCUUCGAGCUCGUGACCUGAAUGAUAGACGUGAAGCAGAAGAGGAGGCAGAGAGACUGCGUGAAGCUUUGAAGAUGAGCAAAGAGAAAGGUAAAAUGCAUGCGACACCCCGAUCUGAGUUUCGGGCUCGUCUUGACGAUGCGGCCGACGGAUCGGGCAAAAAGACGUGUGUGAUGUUAAACAAGAAGGUUAUCGAAAUCCCCGAGGAGGGGGACAACAGGACGAACGAUAGGGAGACUUUUGUCAAGGAGAUGCGGAAAACGUUGAAGCUGAUGAAGAAGGAUGAUAUAGUUUCUAUUUGCCUUAAAGAAGGUAUUCAGUAUUCCACCUUUGAGGUAUUGAAGGAAGCGAUCACUAAGUUGCGGACUGAGAGGGUCUUUGGCGAUGGUACCAAUGAAGGGAAGGGACGUGGAAGACCUACGGAUGAGGACUCCGAGGAUGUUGUGGCUACCGAUUCUGAUAACAAGGGUGACGUGCCGAUGCCAGCACUUCGUAGAUUUGUACCCGGACGCGGCUCGUCCUUGGAAAGUUACUCGUCGUUGUUGCACCACUCGUUCUACUUCCUCUGAACUCCUACGAUGUAAGCAGUUGAAUUCACUCUU
Messenger RNA from Chara braunii, 1192 nucleotides. Lineage: Eukaryota; Viridiplantae; Streptophyta; Charophyceae; Charales; Characeae. The record is from the annotation of a GenBank genome assembly.